CUUAAGUGACUGAGCACACACGUAACUUUGGGGCUGGGGUGGUGCCUAGGAGCUUUUUGCAGGACCUGGGAACUUGGGCUAGAUUGCUCAACUGAGAGAAAGAAGUUGUAGGUCUAUGUUUUAGGUUCACAACCAUGCCAUUCUCCCUUGACACUUGCUCAGGCCCUGAAUCCUGACUGUGAGAGCUCAGGAUGCCCAUUAAGCCAGAUCUUGGGUCCUGGAGGAAUCAUAAGCCUACAGGGACUUGUAGUAGUAUCCCAAAGGAGUUGCAUAUACCGGUUCAAAGAGCACAGGACUCAGACCCCAAUACCACCUGUGACUCUGUGUAAACUGAAUUUACUAAUCUGGGUAAUCUACCUUGCUGGAUUCAUUCCCUCAUCAAUGUGUUGUUAUUGAGCAGUUACUCUUACGCUGGGCACUGUGGUAGAGGGAGGGGAUACAGCAGUGAAAGAGACAGACCUCACUGGCCUUCCAUUCCAGUGGAAAAGAUAGGCAGUAAAUAUGUUAACAAAUGAAUAAGAUGAAGAGUAAACUGUGAAAAGAAAAAUGGCAAUAAGAUAGAGAGUUAGAAUGGCAGGGAAUGGCUCUCCAGAGAGUACAGCAAGCGCAGAAGGUAGCAGUAAGCUUGGUUUGCUCAAAGAGACAAAGACUAGGCUGGCUGAAGCAUGGGGUCAAGGCAGAGAAUGGUAGGAGAUGCCUUUGAAGCGAUAGGCAGGGGAACCAAUCAUGGGUCUCUGUGAUUGAGUGACCAAAUGAGACGCCAGGUUGUUAUCCUUGAUAUAUGCCCUCUGGCUUGAGGAUCUACCUUAUGUUGAGCCCCGCAGGAGGACGAAGAGGUCCCAACAGGACAUCCUACUGUCGAAAUCCACUCUGUGAGCCAGGAUCCUCUGGGGGCUCGGGUGGGGGCCACACUUCCAGCGCAUCGGUCACCAGUGUCCGUUCCCGCACCAGGAGCAGUUCGGGGCCGGGCCUCUCCAGCCCGCCGCUGGCCACCCAGACGGUCGUGCCCCUGCAGCACUGCAAGAUCCCUGAGCUGCCAGUCCAGGCCAGCAUUCUGUUUGAGCUGCAGCUCUUCUUCUGCCAGCUCAUAGCCCUCUUCGUCCACUACAUCAACAUCUACAAGACAGUGUGGUGGUAUCCGCCCUCCCACCCGCCCUCCCACACCUCCCUGAAUUUCCACCUGAUCGACUUCAACUUGCUGAUGGUGACCACCAUCGUUCUGGGCCGCCGCUUCAUUGGGUCCAUCGUGAAGGAGGCUUCUCAAAGGGGGAAGGUCACCCUCUUUCGCUCCAUCCUGCUGUUCCUCACCCGUUUCACCGUUCUCACGGCAACAGGCUGGAGUCUGUGCCGCUCCCUCAUUCACCUCUUCAGGACCUACUCCUUCCUGAACCUCCUGUUCCUCUGCUAUCCGUUUGGGAUGUACAUUCCGUUCCUGCAGCUGAACUGUGACCUCCGCAAGACAAACCUCUUCAGCCACAUGGCCUCCAUGGGUCCCCGGGAGGCGGUCAGUGGCCUGGCGCGGAGCCGGGACUACCUGCUGACACUGCGGGAGACGUGGAAGCAGCACACGAAGCAGCUGUACGGCCCGGAGGCCAUGCCCACCCACGCCUGCUGCCUGUCACCCAGCCUCAUCCGCAGUGAGGUGGAGUUCCUCAAGAUGGACUUCAACUGGCGCAUGAAGGAGGUGCUGGUCAGCGCCAUGCUGAGCGCCUAUUACGUGGCCUUUGUGCCUGUCUGGUUCGUGAAGAACACACAUUACUAUGACAAGCGCUGGUCCUGCGAGCUCUUCCUGCUGGUGUCCAUCAGCACCUCGGUGAUCCUCAUGCAGCACCUGCUGCCUGCCAGCUACUGCGACCUGCUGCACAAGGCCGCUGCCCACCUGGGCUGCUGGCAGAAGGUGGACCCGGCGCUGUGCUCCAACGUGCUACAGCACCCACUGGAAGCUCCUCAAGGCUGGGACCACCCCUGUAUCACAUCUGAGUCUUGGGCCCAGCACAAGGCCUGGCGGAGAAGAGGCCCCCAGGACAGGUUUGUGGAGGGAGGCCACAGAGGCUCAGCCUCCUAAUGUUGGCCCUCCGUGCCAGUCAAGGUCCCUCCUCUAUCCAGGUGGUCCAGAAAGCAGAUGGGUGUUGCCAAAUGGGCCGAAGUGGGGCUUGACUUAGGCUUAAGGUUCUGAGAGGAAAGGGAAAGAGAAAGAUAGUACAUGGCUAAAUACAAGGAUAAACCUGUCCAUGGCUCACCAUGGUCUGCAGGUAAGAUCCAAGCUCCUUCACAUGGCAUCUCAUGAUGAACUGGCUCCUGCCAGCCUUUUCUGCCUCAUCUCUUCCCCUAACCCGACUCAUCUUCUGCUCCAGCCAGACCCAGUCUCUUCAGAUCCUCAAAUUCUGUCUGUACUUCCAUACUCAGACUUUUGCAUUUAAUACAUGUUUUGCCUUAAAUGGCCUUUCCAACUUUCUUUUCCUGCUUAAUUCCUAUUCAUCCUUUAGCACAUGGCUUCCUCCAGGAACCCUUUCCCUACCACCUGCAGGAUAGGUUCAGUGUCCCUGCUCUGCCUGCGCUCCCCCACCCCCGCAGAACCAUGAGCAUUGCACCUAACACUUUCUGCUGUGUUUGCUUGGUUACUUGCCCGUCAUUCCAGGACUAAAGCUCUUGGAGGUCAGGGUCCUUGUCUAUCAAGCACUUGGCCAUCUCCUCACUUUUGGCAAAAUGCCUGGCUUGUGAUAGGUCCUCAGCAGAUUUUUUGUGUUUUUUGUGUAUAUUUUUUUUUUUAAGGUAAAAUUUCCUUAUAGUUGAAAUGUAUAAGUCUUAAAAAGUACACAAUUCUCUGAGUUUUGAUGAAAGUCAUACACACCAUGCAACCCAUCCCCUGUCAAGAUACAGAACAUUUCCAGCCAAUCAGAAAAUUUCCUCCUGGCCCUUCCCAAAGACCCCUCCCUCUGGCAACCAUCUUUCACUUCAUUUCACCAUAGGCUAGUUUUCUCUAUUCUACAACUACACAUAAAGUAAAUCAUAGAAUAGAUGUUCUUGGGCCCAGCUUCUUUCAUUCUGCGUAUUCUCUGUGAGUUUCAUCCAUGUUGUUACAUAUGACAUGGGGGGGGGUGUGCACUCAGCUGUGUCUGACU
Messenger RNA from Odocoileus virginianus texanus, 3122 nucleotides. Lineage: Eukaryota; Metazoa; Chordata; Mammalia; Artiodactyla; Cervidae. The record is from RefSeq and is a predicted model, not a curated record.